UGUUUACUUCCAAUCGUGGUUGUUGAGCUUGUUAUUUUUUCAGAGUAGUGGCAUUUUCAGUAGCCAAAAAUACAUAGAAGCAACAGAAAGGAAGAGCGUAAAAAUUUGAAAGCCAUUGGUGAAAAUCAGUCGCACAAAAUGCGAUAUCGCGAUCCAUCGUAUUCUUUGUUGUGAAAGCUGGUACAGUUAUCUAGUGUAAACAAAGAUAAACAUAGGGUAAAAUUGGUUCAGAAUGUUCUGCUGAAAUAAGAAAUACGUGUAUAUAGCUCUGGGUGUUGUACUUUGAUAGCUUUUGAAUGGAACUCCUCGACUAAUCCUAUGUUAUUUCGAUUACGAUAUGGACAACAGAUAUGUAAAAAUCAGCAAUCAGGAUUGGAGUUAUCGAGUUAAGAGAAAAAAGAACAGGACACAACUAGUUACUUUUAUUUAUCGCAAAAUAUUUUGAAACUCCUCUAAAUUCUUAGUAAAUGCUCUAAUCUACAGAAGUAGACAGGCAUAUUUGGUGAGUUGGGAGUAUUUCAACUGGAACGGCUGCAACCAGAAAGCUUUCAAAUUGGAUUACAUAGUUUCACAGUUUGCCACAACGUAGAAAGGUAUCGGAAACCGUAACGGUAUAGAGCGGGAGCACGAUAAAAAAUAGAGACGAAAAAACUAGCUUACUACAAGCAUGAAAGCAAUCGAAGCGAAAAUUGUCGUUUUGGGAUCUCAAGGAGUAGGCAAAACCAGCCUUGUCGUUAGAUAUGUGUCGAAUCUAUACACAAAAGAAGUUUCUCCGACGAUAGGUGCCUCAUUUUUCACAUGUAAAGUAAAUCUGGAAGAUUUCAAAGUUAAGAUGCAGGUUUGGGAUACUGCCGGUCAGGAACGAUUUAAGGCGAUGGCUCCACUCUACUAUCGAAACGCAAAUGCUGCCCUUCUAGUUUUCGAUCUGACGCAGUACAAUUCAUUUGUUGAGAUAAAGUCUUGGGUUCAGGAGUUACAGCGUAAUGUUCAGGAACCGAUGGUUCUGUCACUUGUAGGCAAUAAGCUCGACCUAGAAGAAAAACGAGCAGUUUCCAGAGAAGAAGCUUCACUGUAUGCGACCUCGAUUGGCGGAAAUUAUUUUGAGACUUCUGCGUUGCAAGAUCAGGGAAUAGAACAAGUUUUCAUAUCUAUUGCAGUGGGGUUAAUAAAAUUAUCAGGAGAGCAAAUUUGUCCAUCGUUGAAACGAUACGAAUCUUCCGAUUCGCUUGUACUAUCGGGAUAUUCAAGUGGUAUGAACGGUGUUGUGCAGAUGGGCAUACCGGUCGAUUGCGACAAUGUGCUAACGGAUGGAACGGGUCGUUUAGAAACGCCUUCCUGGAGCAGAGACCACAUAGCACAUGCAGAUAAUCAACAUCCUGGGUGGUGCUGUUAUUAAGUUUGCACGGGUGAACGGCCUUUCCAGUAAUGACAGUGAAACGACUUUUCCUGUGAUAAUUCCCGAACCCAUGUGGAUUGGUUUGAGACGAGAGAAUGCAGAUAUAAGAUAUUAGUUUGUAUAUACCUAAAACAGAGUAGAACCAAACAACUGUAACAAAAGUGUGUCGCUCUAAUGAAAUUGACCACAAGUAUUGUUUGUAGAACUUGAGGUUUUGUCAUUUGUUUGUAAGAUAUUACUAAAGCUUUGCAUCUUAUAUUGAACCGCACUUUAAAACGCCUCAUGACAGAACUGAUCUCUCGGAAAUGACACGUUUUCCAGGUGCAGAGCUUUACUCGUGUAAACAAAGUUGACACGCACGUAAUCAUGUAUUCAUGCAUAUAUUUAUAUUCAUAUAGCAAUCGCAAGAGUCAAUUUUGGGAAAAAGCGAGGUUUUGUUAAAUUACAUAUGAUGCUUAUAAAAUUGGAUGCAAUGUAAGAUUUUGAA
Malaya genurostris is the source of this 1883-nucleotide messenger RNA. RefSeq lists its product as uncharacterized. The transcript is spliced from 5 exons. Gene Ontology annotation, molecular function: GTP binding; GTPase activity. Bases 668 to 1396 code for a protein of 242 amino acids. Lineage: Eukaryota; Metazoa; Arthropoda; Insecta; Diptera; Culicidae. The record is from RefSeq and is a predicted model, not a curated record.